CAAUGCUCUUUUCACAAGCAGCCCAGCCAUGGCUCCUGCAGGUUUUGUCAAUGAAGGAAGAGAGAAGUUCUUAUUAUUCCGUCUCCUGGUAACUCAGUUUGGUGCGGAGCUCCGGCGGUGUCUCCGGGGCGGCUGACAGCAGAUCACAAUUUUUUUUUUUCCUGACCGCAGUGCUCCGGAGCCUAAAUGAAGCCCCGAUACCGAUAAAUAAUUCAUUUCCCGGGAGGGGAUCAUCUAUGAUGUCUGCCCAGAUGAGACCUCCAUCUGAACUUGACCAUCGUUAUUUCUUUACCAGACAAGUGAAAUUUAGCGCCAAUAGAAGACUGGCAGUGGAAAGAAGUGAACACGUCACAAAUCCAAAACCGAUCCCAGAAUGUCAUAUCUGGAUGAGGAAACCUCCCGACUUCAGCAUCAAGCUGUACAAGUCACUGGCAUUGCCAAGGAGGUCCGAGGAGUUUGAUAUCGAAGAGAAGAAAAAUGUGACCAAGGACACCAAGCAGUGGAAUAAGCAGGACGUGAUUUCAGGUCCCCUGAACCCCAUACAGCGCCCUGCAAAACCACCUACAAAGUUCUUAACAAAGUUUAGACAUAUUGGUCCCUUCGAGGCCAGCAUUAUGUGUGUUAAAAAAGGCUGUUACCCAAAGGAUAAAUACCAAGAUCCAAAGCCACAUGACUUUAGACAGUAUGAAACAGGAAUCCUUGAUUUUGCUACCAAUUAUCCUCGGGAUCCGUUCAACCUGAAGUUCAAAUUGCAAAGCUUAAGCUCCUCCUAUGAGCUUCCGCCCUUAGAAGAAAGAAAGAAGAGAGGCAAAGUGAAGCAUUUUGAGUUACAUAAACCUGCAGAGCCUGCGUGGGAUGAAAAACUCAUUUUACCGAAAAAUCCCUGGCCACCAAAAUCUGCCUCCUAUACGAGACAUAGACGACAGCGGGGUGUCUACAGCGCAUUUAUGGAUCGAGUAGAAGAAAAGUUCACUGCCAGUAACCAGGAGAAUUUCUCAUUAAGCCCAGUGAGAGUUGGUCCAAGACUAAAGGAAGUACCCUGAAGUGACAGAACAUAAUACUUCAGCUCUGUACAGUCCAUGGGUAACGAGGCAUUUCUGGAUCCAUAGAAUACAAUUUAUAUAAAGGAGAUCUUAGAUGAUAUGGAUGGACAGGACCUUGGUGCUGGUCCACUUACAUCGUUUUUUUGGAACCUUUUAUUGAAGUGAGAACUCUUUGCCUGAUUAUGUGUUGGUGGUCAAUGACCCAGGUGACCUUAUAAUAAGGAGAAGAGAAUAGUCAAU
Molecule: messenger RNA, 1283 nt
Organism: Rana temporaria (common frog)
Lineage: Eukaryota; Metazoa; Chordata; Amphibia; Anura; Ranidae
Gene: C5H7orf78
Exons: 6
Coding region: 237-1043 (268 amino acids)
Source: RefSeq, a predicted model, not a curated record